Messenger RNA from Nerophis ophidion (straightnose pipefish), 2533 nucleotides. RefSeq names its product protein mono-ADP-ribosyltransferase TIPARP-like. The transcript has 4 exons. Lineage: Eukaryota; Metazoa; Chordata; Actinopteri; Syngnathiformes; Syngnathidae. The coding region runs from base 292 to 879 and encodes 195 amino acids. The record is from RefSeq and is a predicted model, not a curated record.
AGUCCCAACAAGGCACGCCCAGCCUUUCCAGAGUUUCCAUGAGCCCAACUUUAAUGUGGACCCUCUGGAGGACUUCAACUCCUAGUACCCUCCAAUGUUGUCCCCAGACUCAGCAGGAAAUGAGCCUGGUGAAUGUUCCGGCCUGUUCACGGGCUUUCAUGACAGUCCAGAAAGUGUUCUAUGAGAGUCUACCUGAGACUAAGGUGGACAUUUUCAGCAUCUUUAGUUUAGACCCUCUGAAGGACUUCAACUCCUGGUACCCUGCAAUGUGGUCCCUAGACGAAGCAGGAAAUGAGCCUGGUGAAUGUUCCGGCCUGUUCACGGGCUUCCAUGACAGUCCAGAAAGUCUUCUAUGAGAGUCUACCUGAGACUAAGGUGGAUAUUGUCAGCAUACAUACAGUAUGGUCCAGAAUGUCCUGCACUGGGACAAGUACCAAAGGCACAAGGUGUACCUGCAGAAAGGAACUUUUGGAGCACCAUCUCUUCCGCAGCACUAGCGAGAAUGCCGCCGAUGACAUCUGCCACAACAACUUUGACCCGCAAUUGGCCAUCGGCGGUCGCGGCUCCUACUUUGCCACAUGGGCCAUAAAGUACCACCUGUACAAGAUAUUGAGGGGGCAUGAUCGGGUUCGCCCCAUGUUCCUAGCCAAAGUCCUGGUGGGGAUGGAGACUUAUUCCGACGUGUUUAUCACCUUCGACAGCUGUCAGACCUUCCGCAACUUCCUCAUCAGGUGCGACUUAUACUCCGGAGGGACUUAUACUCCGAAAAAUACGAUUGAGGCUGAAUCAGCAGCGCAGCGCCCCUGCUGGCUGCAACCAAGUAUUGAACUUCAAUGCUUAAUCAAGUGCUUCAAAACACCUCCCUUUUUGUCGUCCUGAUAACAAAGAACAAAUGUGAACCCAGGUAAAGUGGCGUACAGCUGGUUCCUUGCAAAACUGCAUACAGUUGAAUCCAGCAUCCCAAAUGAAGGUAAAAUGACACCUGAUGAGCUUCAAUUGUUUGUAAUCUUGUCAUAUCAACAAAUCAGCGUCCAUCAUUAGCUUGACAAGGCUGCAGGCACAAUCUGUCAGAAGGUAAGACACAAAUUGAGCAUAAAAGAAAGCCGACAACAACGUCAUCUAGCCUUCAGCGGCGUUUUUACGAGGGUGCAGAUGUAGAUGUAGUCAGCGUAGAGCGACUUUGCAGAUGCACAAGCUGGACACGCACUCUCCUUCCCCGUGCUAAAUAAACGCCACUCCAGUGUCCCAUUAAGUUAGCAGGUGGGAUCUUUGCUCGCACUUACUGGGAUUCCAUUCGGAACUCGAGCAGCAUCCCCACACAUCAAAUGCCAGGGUGGACGCGUGGUGGACCUCGGCGUCUGGCUUUCAUUUGCGUAUCGUCAUCAGACGGAAGCGGAGCCAAUCGUGUUAGUGCGAUGACUGCCGACUAAUCCGCAUACAUUUGAUUUAGUUUGUUUUGGGUGCCAGCGAAUUCAUUUACAUUUAAUUUUUUAUUCUUCUGUGUGGAGAGACGCUAAUCUAAUCAGGACUGCAAGAUUGACUUAUUAUAUUUUAGCAAGCACUCGGGAAGGAAUUUGACUUUCAAACACACAUUUUGCUGAGUCAUUAAUUCUAAUCAGCGGUGGACACAAGUCAGAGUGAAACGUCGCAUGCUAACUAGGGACACACAAUUGUGAAUUCCCGAUAGAUUAAAUAGUUUGAAAGUGGUUCACGUUGCGGUACAUAAACCCAAUUUGGAGUUUGUACAAAAGGUGCCUGCCUCGCAGACCUUAGGGACACGAGUCUACAGGUUAAUUUGAACCGAAUCAAUGAGAAAAUCCGAUGGGAGUACCUUGCUAGUAUUCCUGAGGGCCACUCAUCUAAUUAGCUCCAUUCUUUCCAGUGCAGUGCAGAGACCACCCAAUGCUAAUUAAAGAUGCUGUUUUUAUAUGUACUCAUUUACUUAGUGUGGUUAUUGAUCGCAACCUGAAGAUAUCAGGACUUGAUGUUUUAGUGGUCCGCAGGGGGUCAACCAGCAAGAGUGAUCAAGUUAAUUGGAAGACUGUGAAACACUUAAUUAAUUAAGGAAAUGGAGAUAAACUAGGAGGACAAAAAGUCCUCUUCUAGCUUUGUGGAUUUCCAUCAAUAAACUUAGUGCUCUUUUGAAUGCAGGAGUUUGGUUUCAGCCCAUGUUGAGACUUUAAGUACUGUUUGAAUGUAAUCAAAAAAAAAAAGCGUGACUGGUGUUCUGUAACAAACAUCUUGAAUGCCAAUGAAUCCAAGUCCGAAUCCAAAGUUUUGAACAUUUAUAAAAAAGGACUGGUACUACAUUUUUUAAACUAAGGUCGAGUUUUGUCUGCAUUUGGUUUUUCCCAAGUUUGAUGUUGAUCACACAUGUUUAUCUUUCUUGCGACAACCUGAUUAUUUUGCGUAAUGAGCCUCUUCCUUGAAUCAAAUCUGUCCUACGUGAACUCCUCUACUCUUGUAUUAUGAGAUCUUAGAGUGUUUGAUUGCAAACUGUUUAUUCCCCUUUCACUCAUGCAUCUGCUAACAA